AUGGCUUCUAUGUUGAUGGGUUCUGCUUUUCAAGAUGUUUCAUCGAAGAGUAUUUUUUUAAAAUUUAUGUUAUCUUUUGCAAGAUUUACCAAUUUCUAAUAUUAGUGUACCAAAAUUUAUAUUACUUUAUAUAAGUUUUGUUUUAGCUGCUGAUCUUGCCUGUGAUACUUUGGAGCUGUUCUUUGGAUCGCAAAUGCUAACUCAUCUUCACAAUCGAUUCGGUAAGCCUAAGUCAACCUUUUGAAUAUUUAUUUUUUACUUUAGGUAACAAAAGUCUUUCAACCUUCGAGGCGAGAGUUGUAAACGUUCCUGUGUGGAUUGGCGAGCUCUUAUACGGAUGUGUUUUGGAGCAACUAGAAGCUGUUAACUCAACAAACCUUAUUGAAAAGGAUUCUGAAGCUGUUUUGAAAGAGAUCGAGAUGAGUUUUGGUAACGAUGAAGGUAACAAGAUCGUUUCGGAAGUUGCCAAUAUUGCUGUUGAUCUUAACAUGAAUAUGGCACAACAGAAUGAGGUAGCGAGGUCUUCAGAAAAUGGUGACAUAGGAUUAGAAAUGGCAAAUCUUUUUGUCAAUACAAAAGUGGAAGAGAAGUUGAAGCCUAAACGGAAUCCGAAGCCACCUCCGGAUCUGACGCACAAAGAUGAGAAGUUGUGCAUGUUGGAACAGCUGCGAGAGAUAUUCCCGCAGUAUCCUGAGAAGAUUUUCAAACAGGUUCUGAACGAGAAAAAGUAAGUUUAGGUAGGAAAAGUAAGGUAUACCAAAUUAUAUUGCUUUUUUGCAAACUUUUAAUAAUAGAAUUGUGAUUAAUAGUGAUCAAGAACCUUCCUUUUAAAGUGUUAUCUGUAAAAUGUUUUGUUAUUGUUUUCUAUCUCAUUGAAAGAAAAGGAAUAAACAAAUGAAAUCUUAUUAGUAGAAGUGUUCUUUUUUACUAAGUCUGAAACAUUUUAUAACUAAUAUUAGCAGCUAUCGUAGCGAAUCAUAAUGUAAAUUUAGUUAUGUGUUCGAUGCUGCAGUCGCCGAGCUGGCCAAUGCGUCAACUGUCGGAGAGAAAGCUGCAGACAACUACAAACUACCACGGUCUCCGAGAAUCAUCCAUUCAAACAUUGCUACCACAGUUCAUCGGUCAUCUUCAAUGUCAAAUUUGAGCGUCGUUACCAAUUCGGUACGUUUAUAUAUGUUUUGUGAACAUAAUUUUGUAAAUUUUGAGCUUGCUAUAUAUUUAAGAAAUUUUGUUACUUAAAUAUUCGAUUAUUUGUGAUUUUUUAGACUUAAAAGGAAGGAUGCUCUAGCUUUUAAAGUUUUUAUUAAAUAAAGGUGUUUUCAGAGUACUAGUAGUACUAAUACCGCUAGUUCAAUUUCAUCUGGGAUCUCCUCGGCCGUAAUGACAGCUACAGAUUACUACGACAAAGCAGCGUAUUAUCGCCAGCUGGCUGCCAAAUUACCCAACAAAAACCAUCCAGCAUAUCCACAGUAUCUUCGUCUGGCUACAGAAUGCUCUCAGAACGCGAAGAAGCUACAGGAAGAGGAGGAAGACAACGCUGCUGUCGUUACCGAUGUCCUCGAUCUACAUGGCUUCGAAGUCGCUAGAGCUAUCAAGAUAUUGUCUAAAACGAUUGAGAGAAUCAGAGAGAAACGCCCGAUGCAACGCUACUUGGAGGUAAUCACAGGUAUUGGCAACAGAAAUGCCUUAAAGAAGGCUCCACUUAGAAAGGGCAUUCAACUGUGGUUGGAUCAAAAGAAAUACCGGUAAGUGUAACAAAAAAUUUUAAUUAGGAUGACUAUUGUAAGUUUAUUAGAAAGAAUUGUGUAAUUUUAGGUAUGAAAAGUUAUAAGAAUGAUUUUUUAGGUAUGAACAAGAAUUCUGGAACCAAGGCUCUUUUAAAGUGCACUUAAUUGACAUUACUUAA
Molecule: messenger RNA, 1906 nt
Organism: Bursaphelenchus okinawaensis
Lineage: Eukaryota; Metazoa; Nematoda; Chromadorea; Rhabditida; Aphelenchoididae
Source: the annotation of a GenBank genome assembly